UGCCAUAUUAUUUUCCUUUACUCGUGCACGUACAAGAAUAAGCACAAGAAUAACUCCAAUAUGGAGUCACGGGUGUCCAACUCCAAUUACAAUACGGAGCCAUGAGUAUCCCGACCAGGAUUUCACACAAAAUUGGCUGCUAUAACAUGAAAGGCUCGAUCGGCAAUCCACGCAAAUUGCAUCGCAAUCGCAAGCCACCUCGGCCGACCUCGUCGGAAAGUAAGACGUCAUCCGACAGAAUCGGUCUGCCAUCGCCGGUAGUCUGCCCACUCUCGCCUCUGCCGACUUCACCGGAAAACAAGACGCUGUCCGACAAAAUCUGUCCAAUGUCGUCUCCGCCUACUUUGACGGAAGACUGUCCAAUGUCACCUCCUCGGACUUCGACGGGAACCAAGCUGGCGUCCGACAAUGCUCCACGGUUCACCGGAAAUCCGGCGGCCGAUUCUACGCUUGAGAAAAUUGAUGGCAUCACUAAAUUGACCAUUGCAGACGAUUUUGUCUCCGUGUAUGUGUUCGUCGCAUAGUUGACUUUUUUUUCCAAAGGAAAACGGGUGUUUCAUCUUUCCUUAUACCUCUAUCUCUCUCUCUCUCUCUCUCUC
Molecule: messenger RNA, 599 nt
Organism: Triticum aestivum (bread wheat)
Lineage: Eukaryota; Viridiplantae; Streptophyta; Magnoliopsida; Poales; Poaceae
Exons: 2
Coding region: 102-524 (140 amino acids)
Source: RefSeq, a predicted model, not a curated record